AUGCAAAAGCAGUAUGUUUCUCUCCCUGUCAAUGAUCACCGCAGAUCACUGUCAUUACUGUAAAUUAUGAAUUUAUUGUAAAUUUAAUUUUUUUAUGCUAAAAAUUGUAUAAAAUAAUAUUUUCCUUAUUGUUUUUAAACAAUAAUAUACUUACAAAAUGGGUCGACGUUCAAUAAAUACCACGAAAAGUGGGAAAUAUAUGAACCCCACUGAUCAAGCACGAAAAGAGGCUCGGAAGAAAGAAUUAAAGAAAAAUAAGAAGCAAAGACAAUUAGUAAGAGCUGCUGUUCUUAAGGGAAAAGAUCCCACUCAAAUUAUUGAAGAGAUGGAGAAAAUUGAUCAAAUGGAAUAUAACGUUAUGCAGCCUCCUCCACUAAAUGAAAAAGUAUUAAAAGAUAAGAGAAAAAAAUUAAAGGAAACAUUAGAUCGUGUCUUGAAAAUGUAUGCUAAGGAUGAUCAAGAAAAAUGGACAGAUCUGAAGGAACAAUUAAUUCAAUAUGAACGACGAAGAACGGAUUUAUUAACAUAUUUCGAAGCAGUUAGACACGCUCAACAAGUACAAGUUGAUGAAAUUCCUUUACCAACCGCUGUAAAUGAUAUUUCUCGAAUGUAUCCGGGUUCCUUGACGUCGCAAAUUCCUUUACCGGAUCUACCACAACCACCACCUCAUUUAUAUUCAACUCAUCCUCAUUUAGUCAUGACCCAUCAUCCAUUAAUGAAUAUUCCCGUACCCACGAGUAUUUUGAAAAAAACAAGUGCGUACUCUUUAGCUCCAGUUAUUCCCACUUUAUCUCCCAAUAAAGAAGCUCCAGGUGUUCCGCCUUAUCCGCCCGUUGAACUCGACAGCGACGACGAUGAUAUUCCCGAGAAGACGAAGGAAUCAAGUUACAAAUCGAAGACAAUUCGCUUUGCCGAUGAGAGAGGAGGUAAAUCGAAACACGAUUACGAGAAGGAUAAGGAUCUUGAUAAAGAUGUGUCGAAAGUAAAGCCAACGAGCCUUCAGCAAAAAAUGUUGGCAAUGGCAGGACAAGAUAUUGAUCAAUUUAUGAGGGAAAUGGAGGUGGUUCACAAGAAACGGGAAACUGAACGGGCGCAAGAUUUAAAUGUUCGUCUAUCAUUGUUGAAGGAUGGCGAUUCAGAGAAAACGGGUAAAAAUUCUGGAAAUGCUGAUAACGAUCAUGAAUCCAGUGGUAAAUCAACGGAUCAUUCGUCAGUAUUAAAUCAUCCUGCAAUGUCUCAUCCAGCAAUGCCACUUAUGGGUCUACCGCCGCCGCCACCCUUACUAUUCCGACCUCCCCCGCCGCCUAUACAUCUUAGAAUGCCUCCACCUCCGCCACCUCGUCACGGACUUCGACUUCCGCCAGGACCACCGCCUGGUGUACCACGCUUAUUACGACCUGGACCACCGAGUAUGCCACGCAUGCCACCUCCACCAAUGCAAAUGUCAAAUUUGAGUGGAGUCGCUGGCAAUCAAUUGCAACAGCAAAACAAUUCGAGUUCAGUGGCGUCAAAGACGCCAAAUGUAUUGUCCGCAGCGCCGCAAUUGAUAAAUCGAAAGGAUAAGGACGGCAAGAGUACAACGACAAUAGAAGCCAAACCGCAAAUACGAAAUUUGGCUGCUGAUGUCACAAGAUUUUUGCCAACAUCCUUGCGUGUCAAGCGUGACGACAAAAAGAAAGUCGUCACUGUGCUUAGGUUACCGGAGAAAUUCCCCGAGAUGCAACCAUCAAAAAUUGUACCGCCAAAAACCAAGGACGACGCUUAUAUGCAAUUUAUGCAAGAAAUGGAAGGCUUACUUUAAAGACAAUUUGCUUUUUAUUUAAGUACAUAGAAUCCUUAUGUACUUGUUGAAUUUCAAAAAGAAAAGAACACUAGUUAAGUUAUUAUAUAUAAGAAUGCAACACUUAAAUAAACAUUUUAAAAAACA
This is a messenger RNA of Leptopilina heterotoma, 1927 nucleotides long. RefSeq names its product WW domain-binding protein 11. The record is from RefSeq and is a predicted model, not a curated record. The transcript has 7 exons. The coding region runs from base 158 to 1801 and encodes 547 amino acids. Gene Ontology annotation, biological process: mRNA cis splicing, via spliceosome. Gene Ontology annotation, cellular component: spliceosomal complex. Lineage: Eukaryota; Metazoa; Arthropoda; Insecta; Hymenoptera; Figitidae.